Tripterygium wilfordii is the source of this 525-nucleotide messenger RNA. Its product is annotated as PH domain-containing protein YHR131C-like. The transcript is spliced from 2 exons. NCBI's taxonomy places the organism in Eukaryota, Viridiplantae, Streptophyta, Magnoliopsida, Celastrales, Celastraceae. Bases 1 to 525 code for a protein of 174 amino acids. The record is from RefSeq and is a predicted model, not a curated record.
AUGAACAACUUAUUUAGCAUAAAGAUUCAUCACGGAGGGUCUCUGGAAUAUUUUCCAACAGACGAUGUCAAAGUCAAGUAUGUGGGAGGCAUACUCGACGAAUGGCCAUAUGACUGUGGCCCGGACGAUUUGACUUUAUAUGAUGUUGUAAGAUGCUAUCGCCGAUUAGGAUAUCGAGGGGAUAUCUUGUCAGUCUAUUAUCGGAUACCUAGUUUGGACCUUCAAAAUGGUCUUAAACCCCUUCGAAAUAAUAUUGAUUUCUCAGAUAUGAUGGAGGUCACAAGAGGCCAUAAUGAAAUUAAUCUGUACACAAGACAUCUCCACAAUAUUGAAAUACCUCCUCUAGAGGUCUCUGAUACGGAUGAGGAAGAAGAAGAGGAGGAAGACAAAAAUGAAGAAGAUCAAGAUAAUGAUCUUAUGACCACUGAUGAUGAUGAUGAGGAUGAGGAUGAGGAUGAGGAUCAUGGUGGUGAUGAUGACAAUGGAGAAAAUGUCAGAGACCUAAUGAUGGAGAAAAAGUCAUAA